AUCACUCUCUAUAUCAUACUAAACGUUUAUUUAAAGGUGAACAAACCCUGUAACCGUGACUUCAUUUUGCCUGAUUGUGUCCAUUUGUCCCUUUAGGUGUCGACGAUGGAGGAGAUAACGAUCAAGACAUCUCUCCUGACGCUGUACGUCGUCCUGGAGGACUUCAGGGAGGAAGACACCGACUUUAAGGCCCUUGCCUCUUAUUACGAACAUCACUACCGGGUCCACUUCGGCAAGAACGUCGUCCUAGAGGACUUUCUUCUUCUCUAUUACAUCGACCCGAGGACGACGCACAGAGACAACAUUUACGAGUACUGGGUGAUGAUCGAUUAUCUGGAAGUGCUCGAGAGGGAGUGUGUCGCCCUCUACAGUGAGGAGUUGCUGCCUCCUGAAGCAUCAUCGGAACACCGGAGAUGGGGGCAGCAUUUCGAGUAUCUGCGGCUGCAGAAUACUAUCCAAUGGCACCUUCACCAGCUUGCCAUGACGCUCUGGGAGAGGGAGCAGAAGCUGCAGGAGGCUGCUGGUGAGGAACAAAAGGCAAGUCCUGCAGCUGAGGGAGAGGAGGAAGGAGCUCCUGCAGCAGAGGAGGAGAAGGAAGAGGGAGCUCCUGGAGUACAACAAGCUCCUGCAGCAGAGGAGGAAGAGCAGAGAGAAGAGGGAGCUCCUGGAGAACAAGCUCCUGCUGCGGAGGAGAGAGAGGACAGAGCAACUGGAGAAGAACAAGCUCCUACGGAGGAGGAGGAGAGAGAAGAGGGAGACCCUUGGGAACAACAGGCUCCUGCACCGGAGGAGGAGAAAGAAGAGGAAGCAGCUAAAGAACAAGCUCCUGAGGUGGAAGAGACCAUCGAAGUUCCUCCGGUGGUAGAAAGGCCGACCCUCCGAAAACGGGUCAAGAAGGCCAUAAUGAAGAGGCUCCGCAGGGUUUGGGUAAUGUAUCAAUUUACUGACAAUUACCCUUCUUCUAGAGAUACCUCAUGUUGUCCAAUGCAGCUCCACUUUACUUCCUGCUCUUCUGAGCAUUUUCAAUCAGAACAAUAGAAAGGAAGUCAUACACCCUGUCUGUUGAGCCCGCAGGC
This is a messenger RNA of Xenopus laevis (African clawed frog), 1076 nucleotides long. RefSeq lists its product as uncharacterized. The transcript is spliced from 8 exons. NCBI's taxonomy places the organism in Eukaryota, Metazoa, Chordata, Amphibia, Anura, Pipidae. The record is from RefSeq and is a predicted model, not a curated record. Bases 106 to 1038 code for a protein of 310 amino acids.